AUCUCGAUCUCACCAAAGGGAAUAUUAUUUCAUUUCCAGAGCCACCAACAGCAACAAGAAGAAGAUCAAUAUCAUACCAUGGCUCACAUCGCGGUGGAGAGAAACCGGAGAAGGCAGAUGAACGAGCAUCUCAAGCUCCUCCGCUCCCUAACCCCUCGCUUCUACAUCAAAAGGGGGGACCAAGCAUCGAUCAUAGGCGGAGUGAUAGAGUUCAUCAAGGAGCUACACCACCUGCUCCAAGCCUUGGAAUCCAAGAAACAACGGCGGCUGAGUUUGAGCCCCGGUAGUCAUGCUACUGCAAGUAGCCCUAGCCCUAGCCCUCGCCCAAUGUUGCAGCUAAUGCCUUCUGCUACUGCGGCUGCCGCCGAUCAAUGUUAUAGUAACCAUCGCAACCAAUUUCCAUCGUCGUCGGGGUUUGGAGAUGUAAAAGAUGAUCAGAUGACGCUGCUGGGUUCGUGUUGCAACUCCGCGGUUGCUGACGUGGAGGCCAAGCUGUCCGGAUCCAAUGUGGAGCUGAAGGUGAUCUCGAGGCGGGUUCCGGGGCAGGUUGUGAGGAUGGUAAGUGUGCUGGAGAUGCUGUCGUUCGAGGUGCUUCACUUGAACAUCAGUAGCAUGGACGACACCGUCCUCUACUCCUUCCUCCUCAAGAUAGGGCUGGAGUGUGAAGUAAGCAUGGAGGAACUUGCAGUUGAAGUCCAGCGUACUUUCUUCUCUCCGCCUUCUCCUUCCACCGUUACUGCUGCUUCUGCCGCUGGUGGUCGUGCUCAUCAUCACCGUCACAUUUACCCCAACCAGCUGCUUUGUUUGUAGAAUGUAGCACUAGUACUGCAACUCGAUCAGCCUAAGAAGUACUAUAUAUAUAUAUAUAUAUAUACAUUGUUGUUGACCUAGCUAGAUGGCUAGGUCAUAUACUACUCAACCAAUGAGAGGGAACAUUAAUUGUUGUUGACCUAGAUGGCUAGGUUCGUACAUCUAACUUGCCUACUAGCUAGAAUGGAGGAAGAGUUCUCAUGGAAGUCACCUCCUUUCGAAUGGAUGAUUUUCAAUUCUGAUGACUGAUCUGUUCACACUGCUACCUGCAGUAUUGCUGCAAGCCUGCAACAUGUGGUUUGAUUCGAAAUCAUAGAGGAUGUUAUUUAAUUUGAGAGUGUUUGAGUUGGAUUCAGAUGUGCAGUCCAACCACUACAACAAAACUGUUAUUUAGCGACGGUCAUACGGACUUUUAGCGACGGUCAAAACCGUCGCUAAAAUAUUUAAUGACGGACACCAAACCGUCGCUGACCCAGCAGUCCUUAAAAUUUUUAGUGACGGUUUUGGUCGACCGUCACGUUAGCCGUCGGGAAAAUGUAGCGACGGCACUGACCGACGCAAUCUUCCAAACGACUGUCGUUAAAUAAAUUUCAUAAUAAAAA
Linum trigynum is the source of this 1412-nucleotide messenger RNA. NCBI's taxonomy places the organism in Eukaryota, Viridiplantae, Streptophyta, Magnoliopsida, Malpighiales, Linaceae. The record is from the annotation of a GenBank genome assembly.